GAAGGACAUCAGUGAUGAUUUGAUGAAGGGGUUUGCCUUUCUUUCUGGUGGCCGCGGGAAGGACAGCGCCUGGAUUAUCACCCUCCCGGACAACGCUGCCUUCAACGAGGUGCCCGAGGAGAUCGGAGCCAAAGUCCUAACGUACCUGACGUCAGUGCCGAGUCAACAUGAGUCUGACACCAAAUUUAUCCUGAUCCUGGACAGAAGACUGGAUACAUGGACAUCUGUCAAAAUGACUCUUCAAAGAAUAGCAGCGUCUUUCCCAGGGAGCCUGCACUUAGUGAUGGUUCUUCGUCCCACGGGGUUUUUCCAACGCACCUUCACUGACAUUGGCUUUCGGUUUAGUCAGGAGGAUUUCCUACUCAAAUUACCGGUGGUUAUGCUGAGCUCGGUCAGCGACCUGCUGACGUACAUCGAUGAGAAGCAGCUCACRCCGGAGUUCGGAGGCACCCUGGAGUACUGCCACAGCGAGUGGGUCAUCUUCCGAACGGCAAUAGAGAGCUUUGCCCUCACCGUGAAGGAGAUCGCCCAGAUGCUGCAGUGCUUCGGCACGGAGCUGGCGGAGACRGAGCUGCCGGAUGACAUGUACUCGAUCGAGCGCAUCCUGGCGCUGCGCACCGACAAGUACUGCCAGCUCAAGGAGGAUAUUACAGCAGUCAAAAAAGAAGGAAACUUGCUUUUAAGUACUUUAGAAGAGCCCGACGCUGAUGAAUGCAGUGAGGACCUGCACCGUGAGAGACCCGGGGACUGGGAAACUGUGAAUCGGUUACUUGGUCAACUGCGAGAGAUGGAGACUGCUUUUGACGGCUUCUGGGAAAAGCACCAGUUAAAAAUGGAACAAUAUUUACAGCUCUGGAAGUUUGAACAAAGUUUUCAAGAGGUCAAAAAUGCCAUUGAAUUUUUAAUGGGGCAGCAAGCAGAAGUGCCUGACACUGGAGACAGCGUCUCCCAAGUGAAACAGAGGCUCAAGGACUUGGGCCAUUUCGAUGGACUGGCUCAGGACCUGAUAGGGAAGGCUCAGGUGGUGAUACUGCACGGGCACCAGCUAGCAGCAAACCAUCACUACGCGCUCAACCUCAUCUGCCAGCAAUGCAACGAGCUGCGGCACCACUCCGACCUCCUGUCCGAGGAGAUCAAAAGGAAGAACACACGGCUGCAGAAGACCUUGGACCUUCAUACUCGCCUGCAGCAGGCCCUGCAGUGCUGCGACGAAGGCGCUUACCUGCUCGCUAACCAGCCGAUGGACAAGUGCCAGUCCAAAGAAGGUGCUCAGAAAGCUCUCCAAGACAUAGAAAGGUUUCUGGAAAGCUCCUCGCCCUACUUAAACCACGAUGCCCAAGCCCUGCAUUAUGAUUUUGAGUCAGUCCUGACGCCCGAGUUGAAGUGCCAGAUACAGUCAGUGCAGGUCAAGCUUGAGAACGUCCGAAGCAUGUUUGAGAAUCGCCAGUCUUGCUUCAAGAAGCUGUUGGAUAAACAUGUGCGGCCCGUCCAAUUAGUAGCCCCUCGGCCAGAAAAUCCCCCAAGAUCAAAAUCACCGUUAUUCUCUCCCAAACACGGUGUGGAUUUUAAUUCCAGUUUGAAGUUUUCAUUUGAUCUUUCUCUCCCUGGAAAGAAAACUUCAAGAAAAACUCCAAAUUCUCGCAAGAUYGAAGUGAUGCACGAUUAUCAGGAAAAACGGAAUUCCUUGCAGUCUUUUAUCUCGGACAGUGAUGACAACUUAGAUAUACUAAAAGGCCAUGUCAUAAAUGAGCUUAUAGAAACGGAGAGGGUGUACGUGGAGGAGCUGUUCACUGUUCUGACGGGCUACCGAGCUGAAAUGGAUAACCCGGCCAUGGUCCUCCUCAUGCCUCCCAUGCUGAGGAACAGGAAGGACAUCCUCUUCGGGAACAUGCCAGAGAUAUACGACUUCCACAACAAAAUUUUCCUGCACAGUCUGGAAGGCUGCCUGGGAGCACCCGAGCGAGUGGGAUUUUGUUUCCUGGACAGGCGAGAGGAUUUCCAGAUGUAUGAAAAAUACUGUCAGAAUAAGCCGCGGUCGGAGUCUCUGUGGCGGCAGUGUUCGGAGAGCACCUUCUUCCAGGAAUGCCAAAGAAAAUUAGAACACAAACUCGGCCUGGAUUCCUAUUUGCUCAAACCAGUACAGCGCCUGACAAAAUACCAGUUACUUUUGAAGGAGCUGCUAAAGUACAGCACGAGCUGCGAUGGAGUUCAGGAACUUCAAGAAGCUCUUGUUGCAAUGUUGGAUUUGCUAAAGUCAGUCAAUGACUCUAUGCAUCAGAUUUCAAUAACAGGAUAUGAUGGGGACCUGAGUGAACUAGGAAAAGUGUUGAUGCAAGGCUCUUUCAGUGUUUGGACGGGACACCGAAAAGGUCCGACCAAAAUGAAGGAUCUUGCCAGGUUCAAGCCCAUGCAGAGGCACCUCUUCCUGUACGAGAAGGCCUUGGUGUUCUGCAAGAAGAGGGAGGACCACGGAGACGGAUAUGAUAAAACCUCAUCUUACAGUUUUAAGCACUUUUUGAAAAUGAAUGCAGUUGGAAUAACGGAGAAUGUUAAAGGAGACCAUCGAAAAUUUGAAAUCUGGUAUAGUGGGCGAGAGGAGGUCUAUGUUGUGCAGGCCCAAACAGUAGACCUGAAGAUGGCAUGGUUAAACGAAAUCAGAAAAAUUUUGUUCAAGCAGCAGGAGCUGAUAAAAGUUGAGAAGCAGCAGCCAAGCUCGUGCGUGGACCAGCUGCCCCUUUCCUCGCAGCUGAGCGAUGGGAAGCAGCAGAGAGCCUCCAUAAGCUCGGAAGAAAACGACUCUGAACGUACCAGUCCCGUUCUGCUGGAGAGUGUCCCCAUGUCACCGCAGAACAAGCCCAGCAGAAGCUGGCCGGGAAUGUCGCAGUCGCUGGAAAUCUGCGAGGGGCUGGAGGAGUGGUCUGGGAACCAGUAUCUUUCCAACUGCUCGGACACGGAGGAGGAGGAUGGCAACCAGCUGUCUCCAGGAAGAUAUAAAGCCCUUGCAGACUGUAAGAGGAGAGGAUCAGAGGACCUGCUAGUGAAGAAUGGAGAUGAAAUUCAGCUUUUACACGAAGAUGGUGAGGGACAGUGGUUGGUGAAAAACCUGAACAGAAGAAAAGAAGGCUGGGUUCCUGUCCACAGUCUGCAGAUAGUGGUCGGUGACUGUAGAUUUCGGAAUGCCAAAGUUGCAGAUGCUGCCCUGUGUAACACAAGAAAGUUUAGUUCCCCUUGAAUUAAGGGUGAACCAGUAGCAUCCUAUUUUCGAUGCUCUUUGGAAGCUUUCAGCAAAGUGUUACAGAGAAAUAGCACAGUAGUUGGAGUUGUCCUGUACUAUUCAUCACAUUCACAGAACUCCACAGCUUCAUCUGCACUCAACGGGACCGGGGUCCUGAGCAGCUUCUCAUAGUCAUAAAGGAAGCCAUCCUCUGCUCUUUGCUUUUCUUUUUUUCUUUCCCUAUGGAAAGUACAGUAUUUUAUUAUUUUUAUCUGCUGUUUUUCCAUGACAUCCAUCACGUUUCCAUCAACGAAGUACGCCACGGUUUCCUGACACUUUGUUUAGAUGCUUGAAAUUUUCUAUACAGGUUGAAGGCUUUAUCUACUUAAAGACUACUGACAACUGUCGAAGUUGAUUGCAAAUAAGAGUUGAGUUUUGAUAAGCCAAAAAAAAAAAAAAAAAAAAAAAAGUUGUAUGUCCUGCUUAAUUGAUUUAAUGAAUGGAUUUUUCUUAAAAAUCUACUUCAGCUGGAUGAAUGUAAUAUUCUGUAAGAGCAUCAUCUGGCUGACUCACAUGUGAAGAUGCAAUAAUGCUCAAGAUCCUCUUUUUGCACUUAGGGUCUGAUUCCAGCCCACUGCAGUCAGCCCCAUUGAUUUCAGUGAGGUGUGGGUCAGGUCGAACUGACAACUCAGGGUUGUCAUGAAUCACUUUAGGGUUCCAAAGUGUUCCAAGGCUACAACCUGUAUCUAGCAAGUGUUGAAGUUUACAUUAAAUGUAUGUACUUUUGGAACAUGUGCCAUAAAUCCAAGUUAAAUGUCCAUGUUUGCACUAACGAUGUUCUUGAUAAGACUGUACUUUUCAACAUCUUUAAUGAUAAUGUGUCUGUUGGGUUUUUGAGGAAGAAAAAGACUAUUGAACAUUCAUAAUUUAAUUUUGUAUUUCUUUGUCUAGCUUUGCUUUUGUGGUACAUAGGUACAGGUGGUUUGACUUCUAAACAGAUGUAUACAAAGAGCAUCUGACUAUCAAAAACAGGGUUAAUAGUAUGCAUGCGGUAGUGAAUUUGCUCUGUCCCAUCUAAAUGAAAUGUUUUCUACUCUGGACGAAUGGGGGACCUUUAUGAUYUGACAUGGACUUGUGACACACGGAUUCUUGGUUGGAGUCCCAAGUUGUUUCAUUAAAACAUACUGGAGGGUUUUUUUUGGAGGUGACCAUUUUUGCACAGAGGAAUUUUUGAAUGACUUCAUGGCCAUUUUGGCCUGGUUGACUUCAACGCUGCUCUGCAGCUGUGGGCAUUUUCCCAGUUCCAGUGGUCAGGACCACGAGUAACCCUCCUACAUCGUCAAAAGUGUGACCAGCUGAGUUUGAACUGAGCAUCACUGCAUGGCCUAGAACACUCCCAAGUACCAUUAAAUCACUGGAAAUCAUCCCAGGAAGGUUUUAAGUCACUGAAUUAUAUUUCUGUUUGUUUAAAAAUUGGUCAUGAUGCAUUUGCUAGGUGGAAAAAAUAGGAUUCUAUUAUGUUACUUUGGGGCUGUUUAUAGUGGCAACAAUUCUUGUGGUAACAGUACAUAUUUUGAGGUACAAAUGUAAAUAUUUGUCUCAGACAUAGCACACGUUGCAUAUUAAAAUGGUUUUAAACUUUUUUGUCUUCCAUGGUUUUAAAUCUACACUUUUUAUUAAUUUAUGAGAGGGACUGGUUCUGCAACUCUGAAUGUACAGUCUUAAGAUUUUUAACAUUUGAAACUUUGCACACUCCACGUUACAUUACCUUAUGUAUGCUGUUCAAGUAGGCUCCUCAUGUACAUGGUAUUAUAAAUUACAGUGGAGAUUUUUCUCUGACUGCRAGUUUAAAUGAAUUAUAUUGUAUAUG
Messenger RNA from Nothoprocta perdicaria, 5084 nucleotides. RefSeq names its product MCF.2 cell line derived transforming sequence (gene MCF2). Gene Ontology annotation, biological process: intracellular signal transduction; dendrite development. Gene Ontology annotation, molecular function: guanyl-nucleotide exchange factor activity; protein binding. Gene Ontology annotation, cellular component: cytoplasm. Bases 23 to 3232 code for a protein of 1069 amino acids. The transcript has 29 exons. NCBI's taxonomy places the organism in Eukaryota, Metazoa, Chordata, Aves, Tinamiformes, Tinamidae. The record is from RefSeq and is a predicted model, not a curated record.